Messenger RNA from Penicillium canescens, 2214 nucleotides. Its product is annotated as Zn(II)2Cys6 transcription factor. The transcript is spliced from 4 exons. Gene Ontology annotation, cellular component: nucleus. The coding region runs from base 1 to 2214 and encodes 737 amino acids. Lineage: Eukaryota; Fungi; Ascomycota; Eurotiomycetes; Eurotiales; Aspergillaceae. The record is from RefSeq and is a predicted model, not a curated record. Gene Ontology annotation, biological process: DNA-templated transcription; regulation of DNA-templated transcription. Gene Ontology annotation, molecular function: DNA-binding transcription factor activity, RNA polymerase II-specific; zinc ion binding; DNA binding.
AUGUGUUUCCGCCCACGCUUUGAUUUCCCCUUGACCGUGCUGAUCUGUGUGAUUGUGUGUGAUGACCCCAAUACUGACGUAUAUUCUUUCUCUUCCUACAGAAAGAAGACAAAAUGCGAUAUGAGACAGCCCACUUGCGGGCUUUGCGAGAGGACUGGCGGGUCUUGCACCUUUCCCACCAGAAGAAAGACACCCGACGUGCGUCGGCUAUCCGCCACUCGCCAGAAUAAACCCAAAGUUGAUUCACGGAAGCUUGAACGCCUCGUUGACUUGCUCGAGUCACGACUCGGCGAUAGACAGGAUGUUGACAUGCUGGCGUGGCGGCUGUCUGAGAUGGACCAUUCGACUGUUGGUUCCAGCGACAGUGAAUUUCGUACAUUGACCUCGCUCGAUCAUAGGGAGCGAGCUCAACAGGCGCGGGAAGACAACGCCGACGAAGCCGUGUCCUUGACGAGAACCCCAACUAGUGCCUUAGAUAAUCACAUCACUGACGACUGGAUCUCCCGGGCCUCAUCCCUUCACUCCUUGAGAGAUGGUGACGGAGACGUAAACGCGGGUUGUGGGUGGUGGUUGGCUGUUCCGGAAAAAGUCCUUACUGAGCUUGUUCAUCUGUUUUUUGACAAGAUCCAAGGCUGGCUUCCACUUCUCCACCGACCGCGAUUCUUCGAUCAUUAUGUGAAGAAUUGCGUAUUCGAUAAACGAAGCGCACCAUCCUUUUCAAACACUGAGUCACUCCUACUGUGCGGCAUGUUUGCCCUCGCUGCCCGACACUCGUCAAACCCCUGUUUCCAGGACAUUCCAGCACCAAACCGGGGACAACGAUUCGCAGACGACGCAAGCAAGUAUUACGAGAUGGCUCGUACGUCCGAACAGAGCCCAACGCUUGGGUACCUUCAAGGCUGUAUCUUGCUCGCCUUCUAUCAGUACACUUCCGGGCCUUCCCAUCGCGCCUGGAUCCUUGCCGGUGACUGCGUUCGUCUGGCCUACGAUUUGAAUUUGUGCAACAUGGACGAGCAGCAAGACGACUGCCCGAAGCCAACAGAAUGGUCGUUUUUAGAGGAACAACGACGAGCGUUUUGGCUGGUUUGGGAACUUGAUACGUUUGGCUCCGUCAUGUCGAGACGUCCAUGCUCUAUCAACCGCUCAAUGAUAGCCGUACGGCUGCCUGUUAAUGACGGGGUCUGGUUCGCCGACAACCCGGUCAAGUCUCCCAUUAUUGAUCCGAGGCCGUCUGCAGUAUGGGAGAUACUACUCGAUUCGCCGAAUCAAGGCGAUCGAGCAUGGUACCUCGUUGGCAACUUCCUCAUGACCAUGACCAGCGAAUUCGCUGCCAGUCGACACAUUUGUACGCGCGAUAAGGACGAGCUCGUUGAUGCCAUCACAUGCUACUCUCUCGUCAUUUCGCAGAGAUUCAGCCUGGAAAGCCUCGAGCUCUCUGGUCACUCCGACGAUGCUGCAAAGCACAACUGGGUGAUUGGCAUGCACCUGAUGGUUGUGUGUAGCCGCGCUACGAUUCGGGCUAGUUUCGCAACGCAACGACCCGAGAUGCUGAGCUUCUCACGACACUUAUCUCAAAUCUUAUACCAAUGGCAACCCGAGUACAUCCGUUUGAGCCAACCGUUUCUUGCAUGCUGCUUGCUAUCAGGCCUGGCAUACCCCUCAGAAGAAACAGUUCCGGCCUCAGGUACGCCGUCCCACAGCACCGACAUGGUGAGGCUGGUGUUAUUACAGUAUGCCUCAGUCUGGAAUCUUGCUUCUGUUUUAUUAGAUCUAAGAGGAAUGUUGAUCCAUGGCGACCAUCCUUCGGCAGAGAUGUCGUUCGAAAAGCGUUUUGCUCUAUACUUCCCUCCUUGUGUCCACCCUAGGUCCUCCAAUUACCCUAACGUUAGCCGGUCUGGCUUAAUACGAGGGAUUACCGGUGAGAAAAUGGGGGAUGAUAAUAGGGGUAACGAAGACAACAGCCCCGCCCCCAUUCCAGGACUAAAACAGCUCACGCAACCCGGGGUAGAGUUGGAGCAUAUAGUGCCUGGAAUGGUCGAACUCGCCAGUAUAUCUAGUGGAGGAUUGUCCAAGUUCUUAGACUUUGAUGGCCGAAAUGAGUGGAAUUCACGAGACUCGCUCGAUUACGCCUUUGAGAACAAUGAGCAGUUGAACUAUGUUCAGUUGCAGGGGUUAAAAAGUGGCGGGUAUGCUGACGAACUAUACGUAGCCUAA